This is a messenger RNA of Arabidopsis lyrata subsp. lyrata, 1739 nucleotides long. RefSeq names its product histone-lysine N-methyltransferase ASHR1. Gene Ontology annotation, cellular component: nucleus. Gene Ontology annotation, molecular function: protein binding. The transcript has 14 exons. The coding region runs from base 106 to 1572 and encodes 488 amino acids. The record is from RefSeq and is a predicted model, not a curated record. Lineage: Eukaryota; Viridiplantae; Streptophyta; Magnoliopsida; Brassicales; Brassicaceae.
CUCCGGAAAAGAAAGAAAAAAAACCCUAAUUUGUUGUAAAUCUCAGAAUUGAUUAAGACUCAAAUUCAAAGUGACCGUUGUUCUCGAAACCCCUCGUAAGUUCCAAUGGAAGCUUCACUAAUGGCGGAUUUGCAGAGAUUUCUACAAGAUCGCUGCUUAAGCGUUUCGAAUCUCCCACACAAAGGCCGCUCUCUAUUCACUACCAGAGAUAUUCGUCCAGGAGAAGUGAUUCUAAGCCAAAAGCCAUAUAUUUGUGUUCCGAAUAAUACAUCAUUGGAAUCAAGGUGUGACGGAUGUUUCAAGACCAAUAACCUUAAGAAAUGUUCUGGUUGUCAAGUGGUUUGGUACUGUGGGAGUUUUUGCCAGAAGUCAGAGUGGAAGUUACAUCGACAUGAAUGCAAAGCUCUUACUAGGCUUGAGAAGGAGAAACGGAAGUUUGUUACUCCUACAAUACGUCUGAUGGUUAAACUUUACAUCAAGAGGAAUUUGCAAAAUGAAAAGGUCCUGCCAAUUACGUCAACAGACAAUUAUAGUUUGGUGGAGGCUUUGGUGUCCCACAUGUCUGAGAUUGAUGAAAAGCAGAUGUUGUUGUAUGCACAGAUGGCUAAUCUUGUGAACUUGAUUCUUCAAUUUCCUAGUGUUGACCUAAGAGAGAUCGCCGAGAACUUCUCAAAGUUCUCAUGCAAUGCUCAUAGCAUUUGUGACAGCGAAUUGAGACCUCAAGGGAUAGGAUUGUUUCCAUUGGUUUCCAUCAUUAAUCACAGCUGCUCUCCCAAUGCGGUUUUAGUGUUUGAGGAGCAGAUGGCUGUUGUUCGGGCGAUGGAUAACAUAUCAAAGGAUUCAGAGAUAACUAUCAGCUAUAUUGAAACCGCGGGAAGCACUCUGACUCGGCAGAAGUCUCUGAAAGAACAAUACCUCUUCCAUUGUCAGUGUGCCCGUUGCAGUAACGUUGGAAAACCUCAUGAUAUUGAAGAAAGUGCAAUAUUGGAAGGCUAUCGGUGUUCCAAUGAGAAAUGCACUGGUUUCUUACUCCGUGAUCCUGAAGAAAAAGGCUUUGUUUGCCAGAAAUGCUUGCUUCUUAGGAGCAAGGAAGAGGUUAAAAAGUUAGCAAGUGAUCUCAAGACAGUUUCAGAGAAGGCUCAUGCAUCUCCUUCCGCAGAAAAUAAACAAGCCGCUAUUGAACUAUAUAAGACAAUUGAGAAACUACAAGUUAAGCUUUACCAUUCUUUCUCCAUCACUUUAAUGAGAACCCGUGAAAAACUUCUCAAGAUGCUAAUGGACUUAGAAAUCUGGAGAGAAGCUUUGAAUUACUGCAGACUCAUAGUCCCUGUUUACCAAAGAGUAUAUCCAGCAACCCAUCCUUUGAUUGGACUGCAGUUCUAUACCCAGGGAAAACUCGAAUGGUUACUGGGGGAAACCAAAGAGGCGGUGAGUUCACUAAUUAAGGCAUUUGACAUUCUGCGGAUCAGCCACGGGACAAGCACACCUUUCAUGAAAGAGCUCUCAGCAAAGUUGGAGGAAGCUCGGGCAGAAGCUUCUUAUAAGCUUGCUUGCAUUGAAAAACGCUUAUAAUGAUGACAACUAGCAACUUUGAUCUUACUCUUGUACUCAUGAAUCGCUUUCUCUACUCUCUACAAAUCUUGACUAAAUUGAAUUGGCUUUAGAAAUUCUAGAGCUACUUGAUAAAAAUGAUAUUUUCUAUUUGAUCUAAUAUAAUUUGGUUGGUUCAGGAAGAAAAA